AUCUUCCUUGGCUGACCGUGACCGGGAACAUCUUGCAAAAGAUCCCCAAGUCAGUUUGGAUGACAACCAGCUGAUUCACAUUCGCAUGAUAAGCAGCAGGAAUGAAGCUGCAGCACCCUUUGGUACGUGAGACCAUCUUUUAGUGGAUUUUUACAGUUGAGGAGAAAAUAACUCCAGUGGACGUCGCCAUGGAGGAGGAUGGGGAGCUGGUAGGAAUGGGACUUCGCGUCUCAGUGUCCCCUCUCCAAAUAGCCAUGUACAUCAUACUAGUGCUGUUGGGCAUCCUGGGUAAUACCACCGUGAUCGGGGUGAUUGGUAGAAGCGUGUUCGUGGAACGCGGCCGGGGACAGAACUCGGACAUCAUCAUCAUCAACAUGGCCUUGUCCAAUUUGUUAGUGUCGGUCAUGAGGAACACACUGCUCGUCAUCUCAGACAUUGGACUGGAGCUGUAUUCCUCAAAGGAGUGGUGUCAGUUUCUCAUGGGUGUGUGGGUGUGGCUGCGCUCGGUCAACGUGUGGUCAACACUCUUCCUCAGUGCCUUCCACCUUCAGACUUUAAGACGAGUGGCUCCCAAUAUUGGCACCCUUCGUACACCCCGAGGGCUUCCUAAUACCCUUCUACUCAAUCUGGCCUUCAUCUGGUUUCUCAACUUUUUAUAUUCCAUUCCUGCAUAUAUCUUCUCCACGAAUGGAAACGUGAAUACCACAGAGACACUGAUGCUUGUGAGCAGCACAACACGUCCUUUGCUGGGAUGCGUGUGGAACUUCCCCUAUUCCUUCAGCGGCUUGUCAUACGCCACCACCUCAAUGGUGAUCCACGAGACCCUUCCUAUUAUUCUGAUGGUCUUUACAAAUGUGGGCUCGCUGUACACACUCUACACGCACGGCAGGACAUCCGUGAAAGGCGCACCCGUCAUGAAAAGGGUGCCGGCUGAGAGACGAGCAGCCAAGGUGAUUCUUGCCCUCAUCAUGCUCUUCAUCGUGUCAUGGGGCACCAGCAUCAUCUCCGUCAACUACUUCAAUUACAACCGAGGCUCCUCGGCAGAGUUUCUGCUGGUCAUCGCUCGUUUCGCCAACAUCAUCUUCAUCGCCAUGUCACCCAUGGUUCUGGCAGUGGGCCACCGCCGACUCCGCUCUUUCAUUAAAUCUUUUCUCUCCCACUGAAAGGCUGCUGGCAAGCACAAGGACCCACCGUAGCCAUUCACUGGACAUUUCAUUAGGCACACUUUAUGAGAUACAAUUCAAGUUAUAGAUUUAAUUUUUUUUUUUUUUUUUUUAAUCAGACCCAGUUUUGAGCUUUACUGUGUUUGUCGUUGUCGCUGGUGGCCGCAGUACAAUCUAAUGGUUAGCACA
Hippocampus comes (tiger tail seahorse) is the source of this 1352-nucleotide messenger RNA. RefSeq names its product olfactory receptor class A related 3, tandem duplicate 1 (gene ora3.1). The transcript is spliced from 4 exons. The record is from RefSeq and is a predicted model, not a curated record. Lineage: Eukaryota; Metazoa; Chordata; Actinopteri; Syngnathiformes; Syngnathidae. Gene Ontology annotation, molecular function: pheromone receptor activity. Gene Ontology annotation, biological process: G protein-coupled receptor signaling pathway. Bases 189 to 1163 code for a protein of 324 amino acids. Gene Ontology annotation, cellular component: membrane.